AUGAGGCUGUCGCAGGAGACCCAGGGCCGGUUCCGGCUGACGGGGGAUCCAGCGCACGGCGACUGCUCCCUGCAAAUCAGCGAUGCCCGACGGACGGAUUCAGGGAGAUAUUUCUUUAGCAUUGAAAAAGGCCUGUUUGAACACACUUACCGCUCCAAUUCUGAUGGCUCUGACCCUGCGCUCACGAUCUCUGUGCCAGGGCUGACAGAGGAGCCAGAGAUCCAGAUCUCGCCGGUGCGGGGGCUGCCAGGGACGCUGCUGGCCGGGGAGCCGGUGACUGUGACCUGCACGGCCCCUGGGCGCUGCUCCGGGCCCCCUCCUCGAGUCACCUGGACGGGGCCGUUCAGCGACACAGCCCGGAACGUCUCAGCCCCGCUGGCGAAAGGCACCUGGGCCCACAGCUCCGAGCUCAGCUUCACGCCCGGCUUGGAGGACGAUGGUAAAGAGCUUGUCUGCAACGUCACCUACAGGCCACCACGGGGACCUUCCACCCGCAGAACCGUCCGGCUCCACGUCGGCUUGCUGGCCCCAUUCGGAGCUGAGCGCAACAUUGUGUCUCUGGAGACCCGGGAGGGCGACUCCCUGAGUCUGGGGAGUGAGGUUGGGAGCAGAGCCGAGGCCAAGGGGCACGAGUUCCGGCUGCUUGUCGAGUCUGAGUGA
Molecule: messenger RNA, 660 nt
Organism: Mauremys reevesii (Reeves's turtle)
Lineage: Eukaryota; Metazoa; Chordata; Testudines; Geoemydidae
Product: sialic acid-binding Ig-like lectin 12
Exons: 3
Coding region: 1-660 (219 amino acids)
Source: RefSeq, a predicted model, not a curated record